Molecule: messenger RNA, 480 nt
Organism: Pelobates cultripes (western spadefoot toad)
Lineage: Eukaryota; Metazoa; Chordata; Amphibia; Anura; Pelobatidae
Source: the annotation of a GenBank genome assembly
AUGUUCCAAAAAAUCACAAGUAACCAUAUUGACAUAGGACUCCAAUCCAGAUACCUUGACCAGAAACUGGCAAAAUUUCUGUUCGUACCUCAUCCAAAACACCCAGUGUUGUUUACACCACCUAAGAUCCACAAGGACACCAAGAAUCCAACUGACAGACCAAUUGUGUCUGCCAAGGAGGGAAUUAUUCAACCAAUUGCACAACAUGUCAAUUACUACAUCAAGGAUUGUGUCAGAGAACUACUAACCUAUUUGAGGAACACUCAAGAUUUCUUUCAACAUAUUCGGAAGAUCACCUUAGAUGAUGAUGUGGACACUCUCUUGGUUACGUUGGACGUACAAAUCUUGUACACGGUGAUUUCUCAUACACUGGGCAUUCAUGCGUUUAGGGAAAUGUUCUGUUCAUCAUACACCUACAAGGAUGGGGAUGGCUAUGGCACCUUCAUACGCAAAUGCGUUCAUGUUCUAUUUCAAGCAUGA